AUGGGUGCACUGAAAUCACUGAUGAACACGUUUCCCGGCUCUGGCCUAGAACGAGGCUCCAGGAACUCAUCUUGGAGCCCAUCGCCGCCGUUCUCACUGAAGCUUGGCGCCAUGGCGCAAGGCCUGGUGGCCGCCCUGCGAUUGGGAUACAUCAGCUUUGCAGCAGGGAUCUACACGAACAAUCCCAUUUGCAUUAAGAACAAUUGCAUCAAUCCCAUCUUUCCCGGCUUGGAGGACCUCCAUAGAUUGGCCAACACCACCAAAUGGUAUUGCACCAGCAUGGAGGAUACGGCCCUGGCCAUUGGAUUCUGCAAGGGAGCCGUGAAUUACCACAUCGCCGUCCCUGAGCCUCAGGUCCCAGAUGAGUCCAGCGUCCAAGCGCUGGUGCGAAAGCAAGACCGGGCGGCGAACACCGCCUACUUCGCACACUUGAAUGGCCUGGGCAAGGAUCCGUGGGAGCAUCCGGAUCCCGAGAACUCCGACGAUUGCAUCCGGAGCAUUUGGAAGAUGGUUUGCUACACCUACUUUCCUCGAGCUGAACCUGGCUGUGCGCGUGGAAGCUUGAUGGAAUACAUCCGACCGUGCCAGAGCUCAUGUGCCAACUACAUCAAUGCUUGCUCGGUGGAGUGCUGCGACGAGUCGGUGCAAUGCGUCUUUACUCACCAGAAGAAGCUCACGAAGACCACGGUCUUGGCCACCUCCGGGUAUGAACCUCAUGAUGGGCCUUCAUCCUUCUGCACCGGAAGCGCACACCGCAGCGGUGGUUUUGGUCUGGCUCUUCUCCUGGCUGUCUUGAGCUCCUUGAGCGGCGAGACCUUCGGCUUCCGCUUGCGGUCGCGGCCCAGCGUGGUUUCCUUUGCUGUGCUGGGCGUUUUUCUUUCAGUGGCUCUUCAAGGAUGUGAUUCAGCCGUGGUACACAGCAUUGGGAAUUGGAGGCAGGAGGAAGAUCAUUUGGUGAAGUUCCAAUUUGUCCCUCCAGGUGCUUCUUCCAAGGAGGCCGUGUUGAAUUCAUGCUCGCUCCCUGGCCUGUCCCCAACGCUGCAAUGCAGCGGACACGGUGGGUGUCAUACAUGGGAAAAGACGGCCGAUGCCAAUCCGACCCAGUUCUGCUGGUGCGAUGCGGAAUGGGCGGACCCCGAGUGCCGCACGCGCCGGAAGUCGCAAGUCGUCGCCUACCUUUUGGCCACCUUCCUGGGAGUGGUGGGUGCCGAUCGCUUCUACUUGGGCCUGGUGCUGUCCGGAUGGCUGAAACUCCUCGCGCUGGGGAGUUUGACGGUGUUUUGGAUCACGGAGGUUCUCAUUACCGGGUCUGCCCCGGUGAAUCUCAACAAAGACCUGCGCAGCUGGGGUGGCUUAAUGAAAGUCCUCACCUUCUUGGCACUGGGCAGCUGGUACUUCAUCGACGUGAUCCGCACGGGUUCCGCUCCGGUGGAGACCAACAGCUUCCGCACCGCGGCGGAUCUGCCCCGCGAGGCCUUCGUGGCUUGCACUGUCUUCCUUGCAAUGAUUGCUGGAUUCCUCUUUGCUGGAUGGAGUGUGUCACAUGAUGUGGCUGCCAAAAGACGAAGCAUCUCUUUGAUGCAGAAUGCCUACGCGCAAGAAAAGGCAGCUUUGGAUGCAACAGUGAUGACCACAGAUCUCUUGUACAAGGAGACUGGGCCGACCAAUCAAACGCAGACGUCCAUUUGCGGGGUUGAGGCAAACACCGGAGAACACUAUAGGAGGCAAGAGGCUGUGAAGGACACAGUUGGAUUGCUGGAUGCUUAUGGCUUGCGGAAGGACCUUUUGAUUCAGACAAUGAGCGUUCAUGUGUUGCAGGGGCACCGGACCUGGCAAGGGAAGCAGAUGACAGAGGGUGUUGUCUCCAUUGCAAUGGCAUUUUCUACUUGCUUGAUUGUUGGUGGACGCGAGCAGAUGACGGUGCAGCAUGGUGUGCACAUUCUGUCCGUGCCCCGAUCCGAACGGAGCCGAUCUCGGUCCUUCCCCGAUGUCGGAGCCACGACGGAAGCCAAGGUCCUUCUCCAGAUGAAAAUCAAGGUCCUACAGCGCAGCCAACAGGACUAUUUGGGUGCCACAUCCAGUGACAUCACACGUCACUUUCGAAAUGCGGACCCGGACUUGCAUCCUUUCGAGAGAGCCAGAGAGUACCAGCGAGCCCUCAAGGCCGUAAAGAUGGAGAAGAUCUUCGCGAAGCCCUUUGUGAAGGCCUUGGAGGGGCACACCGAUUCGGUGAAGUGUAUGGCCAUUGCGCGGAAAGGCGCUGCACCUUUGCUGUCAGGAAGCUGCAACGGCGAGUUGCGCUUAUGGAACAUGCAACAUCUCAUUUGCGGGAGUGCUGUGACCAAAGCUCAUGAGGGCUUCGUUCGUGGUGUGACCAUGAGCCCGGAUGGACGAUUGGCCUUCUCCUGCGGAGACGACAAGGCUGCAAAGAUGUGGAGAAUCCAAGCAAAGGCUUGCGAGAUAUCCGAAGAGCCAGAGGCUGUAUAUCACAUGGCUUACAUACCUGGAGCCAUUGAUCACCACUGGCAGAAGAAGAUGUUUGUGACCGUUGGCGAUACGGUUGACGUUUGGGACUACAGCCGGUCCACGCCCGUGAGCUCCUUCGAGUGGGGCUGUGAGCGAGUGAUCACCUCUCGCUUCAACCCGGCCGAAUCGGCGCUGCUGGCCUCCACGGCCGUCGACCGAUCCGUCGGCUUGUAUGACCUGCGAGGCAAUGCUCCCAUUCGCAAGGCGGGCCGCAGGGCACCUGCCUGCCUGAGCGCAGCCGUGGCGCGACACCGGGGCGAGCGAGCGGAGCUGGGCGGCCAGGUGAUCCUGAAACUUCGGUCGAAUGGCAUCUGCUGGAAUCCCAUGAGGCCGAUGAGCUUUACAGUGGCGAAUGAGGAUUGCAGUUUGUACACAUUCGACAUGCGAAAGCUGAGUGCUGCUACUGGCCGACACUGGGAUCAUGUCAUGGCUGUCCUCGACGUGGACUACGCACCAAAUGGUCAAGAGUUUGUAUCCGCGAGCUACGACAAUACAGUGAGACUAUGGGAUGUCAAUUCUCAACGUUCAAAAGAGGUGUACCAUGGCAAACGUAUGCAGCGAGUGCUUUGUUGCCACUACACUCCUGAUGGCAGAUUUGUCCUUUCCGGCUCGGAGGACACCAACAUCCGUGUUUGGAAGGCCAAAGCAGACCAGAAGCUCGGUGUGGCAAGUGCUCGCGAGAGCAGAGCUGAAGCCUACAGGGAAGUGUUGAAGAAGAAGUUUUCGAAGAUGCCAGAAAUUGCGAGAAUUAAGCGACACAAGCAUGUGCCCAAGAUGAUCAAAUCGAUUGGAAAUAAGCGGCGCAUCAUGAAGGAGGCCCGACAACGAAAAGAUGCUAACCGGCGGAAGCACUCCAAGCCCGGCACGAUGGAGCAUGAGCCGAUGAAGAAGCGGCUCAUCGUGAAGGAGUUGGAGUGA
This is a messenger RNA of Durusdinium trenchii, 3444 nucleotides long. Lineage: Eukaryota; Dinophyceae; Suessiales; Symbiodiniaceae. The record is from the annotation of a GenBank genome assembly.